UCUGUCUGCCCAAUCCAUUAGUUGAAUCGUCCCCCUUCUUCGACCCUCGACCCCACGCCGCCGUCGAAGCUCAUACAGUGCGCUUUGAACCGUCGCCACCACCGGCCGAUCAUGCUGCGGCGGACCAUGUCGGCGAUAAUCCGGCGAUCAACCACGAAUCUCCUUCGUCUUGGCGCCAGCAUACACACCUCAACAGCUCCAGAAUUUAAGGACACCGGUCUCUAUGGCUUCGACAUCUUGAAGUCUCCCGAAGGCUUUCGCCGUUUCGUCGACGAAGCUAUUGAGCGGUCAGGUGAACUCGUUACUUACAUUUCUGGAAUGCCAUCAUCCGAAGAGAUUAUCCGAUCCAUGGACGAAAUAUCAGACACUGUCUGUUCAGUUGUGGACUCUGCAGAACUAUGUAGACACACUCAUCCUGACAGGGAAUUUGUUGAGGAGGCGAAUAAGGCUUCAAUGAGAAUCAAUGAAUAUCUACAUUAUCUCAAUACAAAUCACACACUAUAUAGUGCGGUGAUAAAAGCAGAGAAAGAUAAUCUUUUAUGUGGUACUGAAGCUCAAAGGACAGCACAUUCGCUUCGCGUUGAUUUUGAAAAGGGUGGAAUUCAUCUUAGCGCUGAUAAGCUGGACCGUGUUAAUCAGCUAAAUAUAGAAAUUUGUCAAUUGUGCAGAGUGUUCAAUGAAAAUAUUAUUAUUGACCCGGGUUAUGUGGAUAUAUUUCCCACAUCACGUAUACCAAAACCGUUGCACCAUCUUGCUAAGCCCAUUUAUCGUUCCAGAUCAAGUACAUCUACAGAGUUUUUAAAGACAAGAUAUAAUACAAGAGAAAAAGGAUUUCGGAUAGCAACAGAGCCAAGUACUCUGUCCUCUGUUCUGCAGUGGGCAUCAGAUUCUGAGGUUAGGCAGGUGGCAUAUGUCAAAGGAAAUUCUGUCCCAUUUGCCAACCUUGGUGUCCUUGAUAAGCUUAUUGCUGCUCGUCAUGAAAUUGCUCAGAUGUUGGGCUACAAAUCUUAUGCUGAAUUUGCAGUACAUCCAAAUAUGGCUGCAUCACCAGAGGUUGUAAUGUCUUUUUUGCUUGAGAUGAGUGAAAUUGUUAGGCCAAAGGCUGAUGAGGUAUUAUGUUCAGUACAUAUACUUGAGUUCAAAAAAAUUUGGGAUUUUAAAAGAGAGCGGAGUGGCCAGAUAAAUGCUGAACUAGAGGCCUGGGACGAAGCAUACUUCACAGGAUUGAUGAAAACAUCAGCUUACAGCUUGGACUCCUCAGUUGUAGCAUCAUAUUUUCCUUUGCUGCAAUGUAUAGAGGGCUUGAAGGUCCUGGUUCAGUUAUUGUUUGGUGUGACAUUGUGUAAUAUCCCUCUAGCACCUGGGGAGUCUUGGCAUCCAGAUGUGCUUAAGAUGUUACUUCAUCAUCCUGAAGAGGGUGACUUGGGGUACUUGUUCCUUGAUUUGAAUUCAAGAACAGGCAAGUAUCCUGGUUCUGCUCAUUUUGCCAUUAAAGGUGGCCGGCGCAUCUCUGAAACAGAAUACCAACUUCCUGUUGUGGCCCUUGUUUGCAAUUUUUCGGGUUCAUGUACUCCAGCAAGUGUGAGGCUGAACCAUUGGGAAGUGGAAACUCUUUUUCAUGAGUUUGGACAUGCUCUUCACUCAUUGCUUUCUCGAACGGAUUACCAGCAUUUUUCAGGUACUAGGGUGGUUCUUGAUUUGGCUGAAACACCUUCAAACCUUUUUGAGUACUAUGCUUGGGAUUAUCGUGUCCUCAAGAAAUUUGCGAGACAUUAUUCCACUGGGGAAACAAUACCAGAGAAACUAGUAGAAUCAAUACAACGGGCCAGAAAGAUGUUUGCAGCAACUGAGUUGCAACGCCAGAUAUUUUAUGCCUUAAUUGACCAAACACUUCAUGGAGAGCAGCUGCCUUUACCAGUAGAUACAAUUUCUAUUGUUGCGGAUUUAAAAAGACGACAUACUAGCUGGAAGCAUGUGGAGGGUACACAUUGGCACACUCGCUUUAGUCAUCUUCUAAAUUACGGUGCAGGUUACUACAGCUACUUGUACGCCAAGUGCUUCGCUGCAACCAUAUGGGAAAAGCUAUGCCGCGAUGAUCCUCUAUCACUAGCCACAGGAUCUGCUCUCAGAGCAAGGUUCUUGCAACACGGUGGAGCCAAAGACCCAGCCAAUUUGUUGAAUGAUCUUGUGGGGGAUGGUAUUAUAAGGUACCGCGAUGGAGGUAUCAUUCCUGAGACAAGAAGCCUCUGUAAAGAAAUGGGUCUGGAGGAUGGUUAGGAAAAUCCGAUUUUCCCUUUUCAAGUGAUUGCAUUGGAUACAGAGAAAGGAGGAGAACUCGGUGACUUUCUGAAGAACUGAAGAUAUCAUAUGUGAAGCCUGGCACCACUCUCAUCAGUGUCGGAGAAACUUUGAUAUACUCUCCGAUGUGAAUUUGUGCCUGUUGAAACUAUCGAAUUGUUUGGGAGGGCAUGCAAAACCCCUCUUUUGCGGGUCAAGGGCCAUGAGGUUAUCAUUCAUAAGAAAAAAGAAUAUAGCCAUUUAUUUCAUGUAGCAAAUAAGAAUUUCCUGUAUUUCUUUGCUAAAUUGUACCAAAACAUCAGCAACAACAAUUGGAAGCCUUAAUUUCGCUUGGUAGAAUCGGCCAAAUGAAUUUGAGACUUCCACUAGUAUCUGUGAUGCACUCCACAACGAUCACUAUAACUUAAUUUUAUGUUUAAAGGAUUUUUUGCAUCCCCUUACUAAA
This is a messenger RNA of Diospyros lotus (date-plum), 2743 nucleotides long. Its product is annotated as mitochondrial intermediate peptidase, mitochondrial. Lineage: Eukaryota; Viridiplantae; Streptophyta; Magnoliopsida; Ericales; Ebenaceae. Gene Ontology annotation, molecular function: metalloendopeptidase activity. The coding region runs from base 112 to 2277 and encodes 721 amino acids. The transcript has 17 exons. The record is from RefSeq and is a predicted model, not a curated record. Gene Ontology annotation, biological process: proteolysis; peptide metabolic process.